Helicoverpa armigera (cotton bollworm) is the source of this 7678-nucleotide messenger RNA. RefSeq names its product hemicentin-1. The coding region runs from base 3129 to 5837 and encodes 902 amino acids. NCBI's taxonomy places the organism in Eukaryota, Metazoa, Arthropoda, Insecta, Lepidoptera, Noctuidae. The record is from RefSeq and is a predicted model, not a curated record. The transcript is spliced from 17 exons.
AAAUGGAUUAUCGAGUACGCAGGGAGGAUCUGAUAAUGUGUAAGGCAUAUGAUACGCAGAUAUAUUAUCUGGGACGUAUGGGGGAGCUAAUUUAUCUAAAAAACUAUUUCUUAAUUGAGGUGGAAGGCAUGCAGUAACCGGUUCAGAGAAAGCUGAUCUGAAUCUUCUUAUGUUGCGCCAAACAAGAGAAGGUUUAACAUUUGGUGAUAUGGAAAGACAAAAUGAUCUCCAGCCCUCAAACUUCUUUUUUUUUAAUAACUUUUUGGUGUCUGAAAUUACUUCACAUAAAAUGUCAAAAUUUUCUUCGGUAGAAUUUUCAAAGUAGAACAGUUCACACUGCUUUCUUUUGUGUAUAGCAUCUGUGCAAUCCCUAUCCCACCAUGGUGGCAAUGGGAUUUUGUUUUGUGAUUUUUUAUGAGGGAAAAGAUUAUCGGCAGUUUUUAUCAUGGCAUCUGAUAAAGCAUCAGCACAAGCCUGUUCAUUCCCACUUUGAAUUUCAGGAAGGCUAGAAACGAUUUUAUCCAAGUGUUCCCUAUACGUAUGCCAGUUUAUAUCAGUUAGUUUAUACUUCAACCGCGGAGGGCGACUGGAAUAAGAUUUUUGGCUGGAUGGAAAUUUUAAAACUAUGGGAAAAUGAUCACUACCAUAAGUAGAAGGCAUAACUUCCCAACUCAAAUGCGAGGCUAGUUUAUUAGUGCAUAGUGACAGGUCAGGUGCACUGGCACCUUCAUUUGGAGAUGUGCGUCGAGUAGGUGACCCAGUGUUUAAAAUACAAAGAUUAAUAUUAUCUAACAUAUCUAAUAAAGUACUACCAUAACUAUUUGUUGUAGCACUACCCCAUACUUCAUGUUGAGAAUUAAAAUCCCCUAAAACUAUAAAUGGUUUGGGAAGAAGAGAUAAAAUAUUUACAAGUUCAUUAAAGAUUGAAGAAGAAGGACGAGGAAUAUAUACAGAAACGAAACAUAUACUAUCUACAACAGCUGCAAUUAUGGAGAAUGAAUUAUUAUGAGAUGGGAGUGAGAAAAGUGAAAAUGAAUGAUGAUGCCUGAUGAGUAAGGCUACACCGCCAUACCCAUCAGAACGGUCUUCCCUAAGACAGGCGUAGCCAGGGAUCUUAAACAAAGACCCUGGUUUAAGCCAUGUCUCUUGUAGGGCAAAAACUAUAGGUUUAAAAUUAUUGACAAGAUGUAUUAUAUCAGAUUUCUUAUUAAUUGCGCUUCGACAAUUCCAUUGUAUUGCCUUGGCUUUGUGUUCCAUUAUGAAUAUUCUUUUCAGAAACUGCAUUAAUUACAGUGGCAGCGAUGGUCGGUGAGAGGUGUUGAGUCUGGGUUAAAGAUUUAAUUAGUGCUAUGAUUAACUCAUUUACUGAGGCUGAUGAUAGAUCAUCUCUGGGGAUGAGAGCACAACCAUCUUUUGGUUGAGGCAGACCCCUAGCGAGUUCUUGAUGGAAUUGCUGAUCAUAACCUUUUGAAAACUGAGGGGGGGAACGAGGCUUAAUAAAUACAGUUUUUUUAUAAGAUGUUUUAUUUUUUGUUGGAGAGUAAUCCUGAGGAACAGAAGCAUUUAUAUUGCUUGAAACUGUGGGAGAGGAAAGCAAAGCAUCAGCAUAAGAAAUUUUGGAAAUUGUGGGAUGAAGUUUUGAGGCUUCAGCAUAUGAAAUGCAGGAUUUGGCCAUAGAUUCUUUUAUGUUUUUCUGCCUCUCAUAUUCUAAACAUUUCCUGCUAGUGGCCUCAUGGAAACCUUUGCAGAGACAGCAAUGCAAAUUAUCCUCAGAGAUGGUGCACCCAUCCCCAGAGUGACCUUGACCACAUUUGUAGCAUCUAGGGGUAGAUCUACACUGACUUUUUACGUGCCCAUAUCUACAACAAUUAUAGCACUGAAUAGUAGGGUAAAUGUAAAGGUCAACAGCUAAAGAAGUGUAGCACAUAUAGACCCGCUUUGGUAAAACUUGGCCAUCAAAAGUUAAUAUAACAGUUUCAGUGUUUUUAAACUCUGAUUUGCCAUCUACAAUAGUCUUUCGUUUAAUCCUCCUCAAUUUUAAAAUUUUUCCACAACCAAUUGGGACUGAAAUAUUUUCGAGGACAUCAUCAUCGGACCACUCCUUGGGAACGCCUCUAACGACGCCCAUGCGGGUCACCGAGAAAGUUGGAAUGAACGCUUUGAAAUUUUCUUUUUCUAAUAUGCUAUUGGUAAUAAAAGAGUUGGCGUCUAAGUAGGUAGUAAAGGAAACAACCAGACGAUUGCGACCAAUUUUUUUUAAACUUCCGUUUACUAUACCCUUAAAAGAAUUCCUCCUUAAAAACCUGCCAAAUGAAAUUGGGUUUAAGUAGCUAUUAUCGUUGGGAGCAGUUUGCUCUCUCUGUAUAUGUACAAGAAAUGGUGCCGCAUCGGAAGAAUUGUAUACCAAUCUGGCUACCGAAACCGGUUUCUGUGGAGAUUCAUUUGGUUUAUAAACAUGAGAACUAACAACAGACGCGCUAUUUAAAGGAUCAGUUUCCAUGUCCACCACGCCACAACUGCAGUCGGACUGAGUUUUCGCGCCAUUUUUGCGCCUCUUUUUAUUGCAUUGUUUGCAAAGGCUGCGUGAGGAUACCCUCUUCCUCUUUGUAUUAGUAGUACUGACGGCGGAGCCAUCAGUGUCUACUCCGGUGUCGUUGUUCGAAACUGUUACAUAAUGCCCAACUUCGGGCGGCAAUGUUCCUCCGGGGUCAUCCGGAGGUUCCAUUUCAUUAAAGAAAAAACUAAAUAAAAAACUUACCAAACAGAAUUAACACUAACACUAUAACUAAACUACAAAAUAUUACGAUAGAAUAUAUACAAAAACUUAAUCUAAUCCAAUAUAAAAAUUAUUUUUCAACUUGAGCAAAAGAAAACACGUCCGCCAAAGUUCAGGUUUCCCGCGCUUUUUUUUCAUCAUUAAAUUGGAAACACCUAUGUGAAUAUCUUACGAACAAAUUCAAAUAAGUUCUUAAAAAGAAAAUGGUGACAUCAAAACUGUCAAUAUUCAAAUUAAGAAAAGAAACAAAACACUGGCACGAUGCCAGGCAGUGUCAAUGAGGUGUAAAUUCAAAAGUGUUGUGUCUAUGGUCGUGUGAUUGUCUGUGCGAUGUAAAGGAGUUUGGUAUACGAUGUGUUCAGUGAUGUGGCUGCGGCUGCUGGUGAUGCUGGCCGCCUGCUGGGCGCAGGAGGGGGAGUGGAGCGAAGACGCUGAGGACUUAGUGUCGACGGUCGACGUAGACGCAGUGCUGGGUCGAACAGCCUCCCUCCCGUGUGACGUCACACCCGACACUAACGAAGACAGGGUCUACAUGGUACUCUGGUUCCGAGCCGGCAAGGCCACGGGAGGCAAACCAAUAUACAGUUUCGACGUACGUGGCCGGUCGUUCAACAAGGCGCUACAGUGGUCUGACCCGAACGCCUUCGGUCCUCGAGCCGACUUCGCAACGAUCGCCCGCCCAGCCUCGCUCACACUUGACACGGUACAGCUAGAUGAUGAAGGCGUGUACCGAUGUCGUGUCGACUUUAAGAACUCACCGACGAGAAAUUUUCAGAUACGCCUCUCUGUUAUAGUGCCUCCUCAUCAACUGAUACUGUACGACAAAUCCGGACGGGAUGUGUCCGGAGUGGUCGGUCCUCUGGAAGAGGGCAAUGAACUCGUCCUCGUGUGUGAGGUCAGAGGAGGUCGUCCAGCGCCUACAGUGAUGUGGCUGAUAGAUGGUACUCCGGCGCCACAGUAUGUUGGAGAGAAGACUGACACACACGUGGUGGUGAACCGGUUAGAACUGCCCCAUGUGAGGAGAACACAUCUCAACACCACGUUUCGGUGUCGAGCGUCUAAUACGAACCUCGUUAGUCCUCAAGAGAAGACUGUUAGACUAGAGAUGAAUUUGCGACCGACGCUGGUGGAGAUAUUAAACAAGCCGGCUACGUUAUCAUCGGAACGUUACGUCACACUGACGUGCGUGUCGGAGGGUAGCCGGCCACCGGCGCAGCUCACCUGGUACAAGGAUAACAGAAUAUUUAAAAGAGGAAAGAUAAUAGAAUCCAUGAACGAGACGUGGGUUCGGAGCCAGGUGCAGUUCAUGCCGUUGCCAGAAGAUGAUGGUGUGCAGCUCAAGUGUCAAGCUGACAACAACGCACUGCCUGGACAGAGUCUUGAAGACUCCUUCAAAUUGGAUGUUGUGUAUCCACCUGUGGUCUCCCUGUCUCUGGGCAGCACCCUAAAUCCUCACGACAUCAAGGAAGGGGAUGACGUGUACUUCGAGUGCUCAGUGCGCGCCAACCCUAGAGAGCAUAGGAUAUCGUGGUAUCAUAACGAAAAGUUGGUGCUCCACAACGUGAUAUCAGGGAUCAUCGUGAGCACCAAGUCCCUGGUGCUACAGAAGGUGACGAGGGACCACGGAGGAGACUACUCCUGCAGAGCUACUAACGCGCUCGGGGAAACUGCCAGCCAGUCGACACAGCUUAGUAUACAGUAUGCACCAGUAUGCGCCCACGCAUCUCCUCAAGUGUUGGGCGCGCAACUCGACGAGUCUCUGCGUGUGCGCUGUUCAGUGACGGCCAACCCGCCUGACGUCACAUUCUUCUGGCAGUUCAACAACAGUGGGGAGAGCCUCGACGUGUCACCACUUAAAUUUGGAACAGCCAACGGCAGUACAAGUGAGCUGAGCUACAAGCCUCAGAGCGAGCGCGACUACGGCACGCUCAGCUGUCGCGGCACCAACUCUGUGGGACGCCAGCUCGAGCCGUGCGUCUUCCAGAUCGUUCCCGCCGCUCGACCAUCAGCCCCACGCAACUGCUCACUACAAGCUGGUAACACGAGUGCUGACGGGAACUCCUGGCUUCGAGUUUGCUGUGUGGCCGGCUAUGAUGGCGGGCUACCACAGUACUUCUUGCUGGAAGCACUGGAUCCUGUCACUGGGAAGACCAGGUUCAAUGGCAGCGUCAAUGAAACUGAUGGUCUGGCCAUCUUCAAGCUGGAUCUGUCCCAACUGUCCUCGGCUGGUCAAGCUUCAGGAGCUACCUUCAACCUGCUCAUCUAUGCGAGGAACCUCAAGGGAGAGUCCGAGAAGACCCUGCUUGAAAACAUUGCGUUUAAUGAUGCUGCUAGGAGAACAGAUGGCAAGGGCGCUAUGAGCAGUGUAAGCGUGGGAGUCGCGGUAGCUGCUGCUUUAGGCGCCACACUGGCCGCUGGGGGCGUAGCCCUAGCAGCCCUAUGUGCCCGCCGGCGUCGUGCCGCGCCCCCUCACAAGCACCCGCCAGGAGACAUGUUGGAGCUCAGCGAUGGUGGCAGACGAUAUGUAGUAGCGUACACUAUCAAACCCUCACCGGAUUUGAAGACUCCUGAUCCGCAGCCUGAUAUACUUAAUGCUCCAGAUGGAGAUAACCAACCAUCAGCGCCUAUUAUAGACGAAACAGAUGAAUGGCCUAGUAUACAAGAAGUCAGAGGAGACUGGAGUAAAGCUGGUGCCGUCUUCUCAGCAGAAGAUUUAGCAUUAUUAGAUUCUACUGGGCGACCACAACAGCUGACUCCAAACAGCGACCUACUGCCCAGUAGACAAGAAGACGUUCUGAACCAGAACUUACAACCAGUAAUAGGAACUAACUUUAGGCCUAGCUACGUAGUCACGAACAGUCCUACGUUGGGCAGUCCUAACUUUGUGUGUCCUAAUGGGAACUUGAGCUCGCCUUUCGGGAGUCAGACUCUUAGUGGGCCGACGCUCAGUUCAGGGAGUCUUGCCACUUCUACCCUACAUAGAAACAAAGGUAAAGGCAAUGUGCGAAGAAGGGAGCAUGUUCUAGCGGAGAACCUCCCAGGACCAGAAAGUUGUGUGUAAAGUGAUGACUACAAUGUGCUUCACGGAUUUGAAUUUCGAACUCUCAUGAAUUGCAACUAACGUAAGUGGACUCAUAGCCUUUUUGUGUAGAUUUUUUUACGAAUCUAAGAUACGCUUGUAUUAAUUUUGGACGGUUUUGUCAAUUUUACACAAUGGAUGUAUGUUAACGCUGUUUUGCCAAAUUGAACCAAUUGAUUUGUUUGUAUAUUAGGUAACGUAAUUUGUAAAUAGUUCUAUUAGUUUAAAUAUUUAGCUAACGUGUUCUAUAAAGGGGGGAUGCCCGUUUUAUCUUGUACAUUGCUGUUAUAUUGACUAAUAUACUGAGCUUGGUAGCGCUCACAAUGAAUUACGGCCUACAUUUUGUGUUACUAAUUUGCUCAAAAAUUGGGAACUUGGAAAGUGCGAAGCACAAAGUUUUAAAUUGUAUUUCAAGGUUCCUCAUAAUUAUAUUAAAUAGCGGAACAGCUCGAAACUUAGUGUUCCGUGCUUUUAUUUUGUCCCAAAACAAACGACAACGUUAUUAUUUGUCUUCUUACUAAUUGUUACAUCAAAGGCUCAUUUAAAAUUUGUUAUCAUAAAAGCAUAUUGAAACAUUUUGAUGUUUUUAAUUAUUUAAAAAUACGACUAAAAGGCUUAUAGAAUCUCCUAAUUGAUUUAACAAAAUCGGUUGUGUGAAUGUAAAUACUGAUAGUUGUAUAAACGAGACUUGUAUGUAUAGAUACAAAUAUUUAACUAGGGUAAGAAGCUUUUGUUGUCAAUUUAUUUAUGUGAAGAUUAUUAGUGAAAUUGUAAAUAUUGCAUAGACCGUGACGAUAGACGAAGCUCUUUAGCAUACGAGAUAAGGGGACCUCUAAAGCUGGUGUAGAGAUACAACCCUAUAAUAGAUAAUAUGUAAAACGUUUUACAACAUUGACAACAUUCUAGGUUCGAGCAUAAAGUUUAAAAUAAAAUACGUACAAAAUGUUCGUGUAAUAAAUCACAGUCACAUUUCGAGAGCGUACCUGCUCCGGUCCUCCGUACGGCGGUUUCCACGUGGAAAAAUAUUUUCAAGACAAAAUAUUAUCUUUCCUUUACCGUAUAUUUAAGGGUUAAUUGAAAUUUAUUUUUAAUACAUCUUUUCUACUCGUGGGACCGAAAUUGACUUAUUUAUUAUUUUACAAGGAAAAAUCUUUAAGUAAAAGUUUUUGCUUUAAUCUGGCGCUGUAUUCCAAUACCUUGAUAUUAAAUAACCUUUGGUAUCUAUUUUAUUCUCAAUCAGAAAAUAUUUUGGGACGGGUACUAUUUCUAAUUUUAACGUAGCCUGGUGAUGUAGAAAAUAAAUAUACACAUAUAAAAAUAAAUCAGCUAUUUUACAUUGAAACACGUUUUUAGAAAACGCAACAUCUAGUUUCCAUGGUAACGGUGACUUCCACAUGAGACCCCUUAUAUCGUAUGCGUAGAGCAACUCAGUAGUGCCAUUUUAUAACGAGAGCAAAUUGUAAAUGUUUCCAUUUUGUGUUGAUUCUAUUAUAUAGAGUUUAACAAAGAGAACGGUUCAUGUGUUACAUGCAGUUCGCGUCAAAUAAGUUUGCUGGUCUGAAGUUAGCUGCUUUAUCCUUUCGCAUUUGUUUGUACAGAAUUCAGAUAUUGUCGAUAACCUUUGCUUGUCCACAGUUGGUUACUAUUACCUAACUUCACAAUAAUCAAAAAUAUUUACCGCAGCUAACUUCAGAGAAGCAAAGUUAAGUGGUGCGAAAUGUAAGGCGAGCGAACUGUUUGUAGAUGUCAGUCAUCAUUUUAUGUGGUCCUACCAAUCUGAUAUGGCAAUUUUAUAUUUAAUAAAUAAAUAAUGGUUUAUAUAA